Molecule: messenger RNA, 1044 nt
Organism: Alosa alosa (allis shad)
Lineage: Eukaryota; Metazoa; Chordata; Actinopteri; Clupeiformes; Clupeidae
Product: chemokine-like factor
Exons: 5
Coding region: 154-597 (147 amino acids)
Cellular component (GO): membrane
Source: RefSeq, a predicted model, not a curated record
CCGGAAUUCUCCUUUAAAGUUUGUGUGAUGAAUACUACUGUUGAACGUCAACAGAGACAUACAACACUGUCAGAUAUCGUUUCCUGAAACUAAAAUUGGCAAGAGGAAGCCAACUGCAAUACUAAAAAGUGCAACGGAAGAACCAAAGUCACUAUGACAGAAGACAUGUCAGCCAAAGGGGAGUCGAGCUCAACCUCCGUUGAGGUCAAUACUGCUCUGCUGAAAUCCAUUAAAGGAGGCCUGAAGAUUGCGGAAAUUGUUGUUGUUUUUGUGGCUUUCCUGUGCUAUGCAGUGGCCUCCAGACCUCCCUACAUCGCUGCCUCUCUGCUGGAGCUCCUGAUCACCACUGGCCUUCUGCUGCUCUAUCUCUUCAAACUCAACAAGACCAUCACUCUCUUCUUCUGGCCUCUCAUUGAUGUGUUGAACUCAUUCUUUGCAUCGGUGUUCAUGUUCAUCCUCAGUGUAGUGGCUCUCUCCACGGACUCACUCACAGCCACUGUGGUCGGAGCGAUUGUGGGGUUCAUAUGUGCAAUUCUAUGGGGAGUUGAUGGAUUCCUAUUAUUCAGGAAAAUCACCUUCAAUCAAAGGAGGACCUAAAGGACACAGGCUACUGUAUUUCACAUUGUGGUCUGGGGGUGUCACAUGUGUGAUUGUGAUGCAACAUAAUUUAUUCAGAGACGUUAUUGUCCAUGCCUCAAGUCUGGUUUAUUUAGUAAUUCCCUGGAUGAUAGGAUCAAUAUCAUCAUGCUGAAAUGGGAGGUCUUGCUUGCAUUUUAAUGUUGAAAGCAUUAUUCCAAAGAGAAGAUACCUCAAUUUGGACAUGGGCUGUUUUAAAAAGCUGUACUUACAAAUGUGUGCAUUUUAUCCACUUGUAAUUUAUGCCUGUGAGGAACUAGUGACCUGCUGGUAGACUGCUGACCACCCUAGCCUGAAGGCUUCCAUGUCCAUGCAUUGUUUAGUUAAAGGGUUUGGGGUUAAUAACCUAUUGUUAUUAUUAAUGGAUGCCUCCUCGGCACUUAUAAUAAAGCCUGUGCAUUAAUCUUC